Molecule: messenger RNA, 4629 nt
Organism: Melanotaenia boesemani (Boeseman's rainbowfish)
Lineage: Eukaryota; Metazoa; Chordata; Actinopteri; Atheriniformes; Melanotaeniidae
Gene: tsc1b
Product: TSC complex subunit 1b
Exons: 22
Coding region: 408-4247 (1279 amino acids)
Biological process (GO): regulation of cell cycle; negative regulation of TOR signaling; negative regulation of cell population proliferation
Cellular component (GO): TSC1-TSC2 complex
Source: RefSeq, a predicted model, not a curated record
CGCAUUACGCACACUUCAUCCCUCCACCAACAGCUAUGGGAAAAACAAUGUUAGCUUUGCGGUAGAAUUAAGAAUCCGUGUGAAUUAACAUAAAAGAGGAAUGUUCAUGUCGCCUUACGUCAUUUAACCAACUUUUAGAUGUUUGUAUGAACGACUUGUGAAAGUUGCUGUUCUGACGCGCAGGGAGCUAACUUGUGGGAUUAGUUUGCAUGCAGUCUGACAGCGGAGGCUGACUGCGGUGGGAUGGGCUGUGAGGUGUUCAAGAUGGCGGCGCCCUGUGGAGUGCAUCUACUCUAACAGAGGUGCCUGGAGACUGUAUUGGUGGGUGGGCCCCAGGAGUCCUCCAGGCAAGCAGGGACGGACACUGUGAGAGAGACGAGGCCUCCACCUCCAGCACUGCCACCACCAUGGCCAGGGAGCAGCCCAAUGUGGGGGAUCUACUCCCACUCCUGGAGACCUCCGACCUCCACCAGCUAGAAGAGAUCCGAGGCCUUAUCAAUGAGCAGCUCAGCACUGAGCGAGGUUCCAUGCUGCUGAACGGGCUGGUGGAUUACUUUUUGGAAACCAACUCCAGCCAGGCCAUGCAUAUCCUCUGUUCUGUCAGAGAGCCACAUGAUAAGCACCUUCUAGACAAAAUGAACGACUGUAUGACCAAACAGGCCUGCCGGCUGCCCACCCUCACACUGCUUGGCAAUGUAGUCCGCAAGCAGCCGUCCUGGAUCCACAAGAUCGCUCGCUACCCACUGCUGCUCUCGUUGCUGAAAUGCCUGAAGACGGAUACAGAUGUAGUAGUGCUCAUCACUGGAGUUCUGGUGCUGAUCACACUGCUGCCCAUGAUCCCUCAAGCUGGGAAGCAACACCUGUUGGAGUACUUCGAUAUCUUUGGCCGUCUGGCAUCUUGGAAUCUGAAGAAUCCAGGGCAUGUUUCAGAGGUUUACCUUAUCCACCUGCACGCCAGCGUCUACUCCCUCUUCCACAGGCUGUACGGCAUGUAUCCAUGCAACUUUGUGUCCUACCUACGCUCCCAUUACAGCAUGAAGGAGAACAUGGAAACAUUUGAGGAGGUAGUAAAGCCGAUGCUUGAACAUGUCCGUAUACACCCCGAACUGGUGACAGGUACUAAAGACCAUGAACUUGACCCCACCAGGUGGAAAAAGUAUGAAAUCCACGAUAUCGUCAUUGAAUGUGCCAAAGUGUCUCUAGACCCUAAGGAGGCGUCCUGUGAGGAGGGCUACGCCACCAUGCCUGAGAAUUUUUACCCCCAAGUCCACCUGCGACCACAAGACUGCACUUCAAGCCCAUACACAGACCUCCAGAGCAGCUAUGGAAGCUCCUCUUCGACCCCGUUCUCAACUCCACGUCAGCCAUUACCCCCACCCCUGUCCUUACAUACCUUUUCAGGGACACAGACCUCCUACCGCAGCCCACAGACCUCCAGACGGCAGAACUCCACCUGUGAACUAAAUUCUUCCUGUGGCGGGAAGGACCCUCUGUGGAGCCCCUCCUCUUUGUGUGGCAUGGCUACACCCCCUUCUUCAAGGGGCAUGUCGCCCAACUUGGAGCUCUCUCACAGUGCCUCACACCUUCCCAGCCGCUUCCACUGCACAUCAGGAGGGAAAGGAACGCCUGCUUCCAGCACUCCAACCACCUCCUCCCCACCUCCUACCCUAUCAGAUGACUUCCCCAUAAUCUCUUUACCAGCCAACACAGUUCAGUCCAGUCCACCAAGAAAAGAUCGUCGGCAAGGAGAAACCAAUAAGCCUGCAUUGGUGAGACAAGAGCCAGUUAGAGACUCGGAGAAGAGUGCAGAGGCAGUUACAAACAGAGACACAAAAACUGCUGAGAACGUCUCCAUGACGUUGAUGGAGCUGUCAAAUUUUAUGAAGAAGCAGGAGCUGGACCUUCAGCUGAGAACAGAAAAGGAAAAGGAAGAAGCUGCCAUCACUGAGGAGCUGCUGAAACUUACUGAAGAUAAGCAGGAGCCAUUGGGGGUGAGGGGCAUUGACUCCCCUUUCUGUCAUACCACUGAGACUCUGACUGGCUGCCAGGCACAAGACAAGGUCCUCAGCAACACCCAGCCUGGAGGCCCCAUCCGAGAAACCCACCAUGCUGUGUCCACACCAGACAAAGCUGAGAACACGGCAGGCAGCAGCGGUGUUGGAACCGAAAAAGGAGGAGCGGGAGGAGAUAGCAGGGGUUUGGCGCUGGAACAGUCGUGGACCUUCCAGUCUCAUUUUACUCCCAUUGGUCCCCAUUUGCAUCGAAGCCCCUCCGCCCCAGAUGAAGAGGUGGGCAAGUUUGGGAUGCUCUCCCCGAGCCCGUGCAGCAAUAUGCCAGCCCCGGUGCCCUAUGAGUCAUUUUUUGAUCUGGCCUUGCCGAGAGCCGCCUCUCUUUUUGUGGGCCAAAAGACGUCGGAGGCAGUGCACAAGAUUGCGAUGGAAAGGCUGCUGCAGCGAGAGGAGGGUCUGGAGGACGGGGAGGAGGAAGGUGUCGUGUCUGCUUCACCACUGGAGGUGCUGGAUCGCCUUGUUCAGCAGGGAAGUGACGUCCAUGAUAAAGUUCUCAAGAGAUUACCGUUGCCAAGUAAAUCAGCUGACUGGACACAUUUUGGAGGCUCAGCUCCGCUGGACGAGCUUCACACAUUGCGCAGCCAGCUGCUCCUGCUGCACAACCAGCUGCUGUAUGAGCGCUACAAGAGGGAGCAACACGCCGUCCGCAACCGACGCCUCCUCCGACGCAUCAUCAACGCCACUGCGCUGGAGGAGCAGAACAAUGCUAUGAAGGAUCAGUUGAACCUGCAGAGCGUAGACAUAACGUCUCUGCGGGAAAGCCUGCAGGUGGAGCAGCAGCGGUACCGGCAGCUGUGGGAUGACCGUGAGACGAUGGUGACACGGCUGCAUAGUCAGAUCAGACAACUGCAACAGGGUCGGGACGACUACUACACCAAGAACCAGGAGCUUCAGAGCAAGUUACAGGAGUGUCAGAAAAGGAUGGAUGAACUGGAGGCAGAGCUUCAGAGGGCCAAUAACAAAGUGUGCCACACUGGUCACCUACUCAACCAGAUGACUGUCAAGCUGAGCAACAGCGAGAGUACCCAGCAGCAGAUGAGCUUCCUGAACAAGCAGCUGCUGCUCCUCGGGGAGGCACAUAAGCUGUCCAUGCAGGAAUUACAGCACACAGGCACGGAUAAUACAAAGGAGGCCGUCAUGCUGCAGGUGUCUCAUACGAAGGAGGUGGAGACACUAAGACAAAGUCUGCUGGUUCAAGGGCAGAAGCUGGAGGCUGCACAGCAGAGAAGUGCUGAGUUGGAGAUUCAGCUCUCUAAAAAGGAGCACCUCAUUGCAGAACAAAAGAAGUUCCUCGAAGAUGUAAAAUGUCAAGCAAAGACAGAGUUGCAGGCAUCAGACAGCAGAUAUCAGGCUCAGAGGAGAAUCACUCAACUGCUGCAGACUGAACUCCUGCAGCUCUACAGCCGAGUAGAAAUGGAGGCUCCAGCCAGCAGCAGCACCACCACCGGCUCACCUCCAGGAGGCAGAGCGGACACACUUACUCCUGCAGACUCCAGUGUCACGGUUCCAGAUGGACCAGGUAGAGUUCACACCAUCGAGGAGAUGGACAGCAGAUUGCCACAUGACUCCCCUCGGGGGAACGGCAGCACUUUAUUGCCUCUCCAACCAAAGGCGACCAAGACUUCCCAGUCAACAGCCAACUCCAUCAACGGAGGCCAGGACCUGACCCCGCCCCUGCUGGUGGAGCCUACCUCGUCCUGUCCCCACACCAACCCGCUUACACCCCUGCCUGUGUCUGACGCGCCUCUCACCGUGGGCUCCUAUCCCAGUGCCAAGAGCUUCCUGGGUAUGAGAGCACGUGAGCUUUUCCGCAAUAAGAGCGAGAGCCAGUGUGACGAGGAGGAACCCCCACCGCGCCUGGCGGGCCUCGCCCACAGCCUGAAGACUGAGCUCUGUGUGGAGCCGCCUUGUCAGGGUUAUAUCGCCACCAUCGGUCCUCCACCUUCCCCCAUCCCCCCCUCCCCUCCUGCCACAGCCUCUGUCCCAGCCACUCCUCUCACUGUGCCCACCAUCGAGCACCCGUCUGAGCCCAAGAAGCGGGCCUCCAGCCAGGAAAGCCCCCGCAGAAAAGCGGGAAUGGGACAGGGCGGAGGCAGGGGACAGGCGGGGUCGGGCCGCCCCCGGCAGCAGCAGCUAAAGAUUAUGGACUAUAAUGAAACGCAUCAUGAGCACAGUUAAGGACACAAGACUGAGCCGGGGUGGAGGAUCAAACGAAAGGAGAGAUUGAAGUUUAACCAUGGAGAAAGGCUACAAAUUAUCAACAAAAGUAACACGUCAGCAACUCUUUGGAAUUCAGUGUUAUUUGUCCCAUUCUUCUAAGUGGACAACAGGAUUUCCCCCAAAUUUCUCUGCUUUGUGUUUUCUUCUUCAGAACGAUUUCAUCACCCUGAAGAAAUCUGAAAAUGCAGCAGACACAAAGUUGAUGUGUUACCAGUUAAACAUGCAAGACAUUUAAGACUGCUGAAAGAUGAACUGAGAGGGUGUCAGUGAGCUAUUAAAAACCUACAUGUGAAACAGCAAGUCUCAUGUUUACAUGGUCAGUUAACCCCAAAUUUUAAAA